Messenger RNA from Coffea eugenioides, 2025 nucleotides. RefSeq names its product protein FAR1-RELATED SEQUENCE 5-like. NCBI's taxonomy places the organism in Eukaryota, Viridiplantae, Streptophyta, Magnoliopsida, Gentianales, Rubiaceae. Bases 1 to 2025 code for a protein of 674 amino acids. Gene Ontology annotation, molecular function: zinc ion binding. The record is from RefSeq and is a predicted model, not a curated record. The transcript is spliced from 2 exons.
AUGGAAGAAAUGACAGCUCAUGUAGAUGAACUAGAACAGUUAUCUAACAAAUCGGCCAAGCUUGGUGGUGGUAUAAGUUGGAGAACCAUUGUUGAUCGGCUUGACAAAUUAUCUUCUGAUGAAAUUCAAGUAUUAACAUUUGAUUCCAUUGAAGAUGCCAGAGAAUUUUACCUAUGUCAUAGCAAAAUGGUCGGUUUUGGUAUUAGAGAGCGGGAUGAAAAGAAAGAUCGGAAAGGUAUUGUGACAUACAAACGAUGGGACAUUCAGAAGUUUACGAUUAAGCGGUUUAAUAUGGAUCACAAUCACCAAUUGGCAAAUCCAGAAUUUGUACAAUUUCUUCGAUCACAUAGGAGUGUCAACCCAGCAGACUUGGAGCAUGCUAUUUUGAUGCAUGGAGUUGGUAUUCGAAUUCCUCAAAUAGUGGACCUUCAAGCUUACCAAGCUGGGGGCCACAACAAGAUGGGAUACACAGAAAAGGAUCUACGAAAUGCUGUUGACCAAUUCCAUAGAAAUGCACUUGAAGUUGGUGAUGCCUCUCAGGUGUUGGCAUAUUUGGAUGGUCGAGCAAAUGGUGAGCCAAAUUUCUUUUACAAGUAUGCCGUUGACGUGGAGAAGCGAUUGAUACGACUCUUUUGGACAGAUUCUCAAUCUCGUUUGGAUUACCAAUGUUUUGGUGAUGUUCUUGUCUUUGACUCUACAUACCGCACCAAUGCUUAUAGGAAGCCACUAGUAAUUUUGGCCGGCGUAAAUCAUCACUAUGUUACCACAAUUUUUGGGUGUGCAUUAAUUGCUGAUGAGACUGAGGACACAUAUAAGUGGGUAUUGGAAACAUUUUUGGAGGCCAUGGAAAAAAAGGCACCUAUCUCAGUUGUCACUGAUGGGGAUGGUGCAAUGAGAAAUGCAAUAAAGGCAGUUAUUCCUUCUGCCCGUCACCGAUUAUGUGCUUGGCAUUUAAAAAGAAAUGUUGUUACCCAUACAAAUAAGGGGUUCGUUCUUGAUUUUGAUGUGGCAAUGGACAUGAUUUGUAGCCAUGAAGAGUUUGAGAGAAGGUGGCAUUUGCUAGUUGAGAAACACAAUUUGAGAGAUAACCAAUGGGUUGUCGAUUUAUACAACAAAAGGGAAAAAUGGGCUGCUGCAUUUUUGAGAGGACACUUUUUUGCUGGAAUGAAAUCAACCCAAAGAUCAGAGCAAUUGAAUGCUACGGCGCACAAGUACCUUCAAUUCAAAAUGCUACUUUACCCGUUUGCUCAUCGAUUUGAGCUAUUUUUAUCAAAAGUUAGGCGGAAUGAACACAAGGAAGAAUGCAUCACAAGUCAGUCAUCUCCUGUUCUAAUUACUCAUUUGAGAGAAUUGGAAGGAAAUGCUGCAAGCAUUUUCACAAGAAAGAUUUUUUUCAAGAUUCGUGAUGAAAUUUAUGCUGAAGCCUCACUUCGCCUCGUUUCAGUUGUUGAUCAAGAUAAGGUGAAGUUAUAUACAUUCACUGAGUACUUGCAUCGAAUUUGCUCUUGGCAAGUGGAAUUGGAUAAAUCUGAAAGGACUAUUAUUUGUUCAUGUAAGAAACUUGAGUCAGAUGGAAUUCCUUGCUCCCAUGCGUUUGCAGUUAUGAAAGCUGAGGAUAUGGACGAGAUUCCUAAAUCAUGCAUUCUGUUUAGAUGGACUCAGCAAGCAAAGCCAGCCGAAAAAAACAUAUAUUCUAUUCAACUUGAAGAUUCAGCAAUUCAAGCAGCUCGAUUUGGUGCUUUAUGUGCAUUAAGUAAUCAAAUGUGUUUUUAUGCAGUUAAGACACAACAAGGAUAUGAUGAAGCUAGAGAGUGCAUUAUAAAUUCAACAUCUCGUUUCAAAAAUCUUUGGGUGAAUGAUGCGCCUCUAGUGCAUAAAGCUAAAAAAAAGGAUAAUAUGAUGGAUGAGUCCAUAAAGAGGAGUGAUUUUGAUGUUCGUGAUCCAAUUGUUGUUGCUACAAAGGGACAAAAGGCAAAACAUUCUACUCACAAGCGAAAGCGACGACAAUGCAAAAAUUGCAAGUAA